Molecule: messenger RNA, 1477 nt
Organism: Vigna umbellata (rice bean)
Lineage: Eukaryota; Viridiplantae; Streptophyta; Magnoliopsida; Fabales; Fabaceae
Product: transcription factor DIVARICATA-like
Molecular function (GO): DNA binding
Source: RefSeq, a predicted model, not a curated record
UGAUACAUGCAUUAGGUUUUAAAGUUUGCUUGGUCACCAAGAAACGACAAAGAGAACCUGUUUCCAACUUUUCCAUUGUUGAUCGUAAAUAGUCUCUCUUUUCUUUAUUGGAUCGUAGCUUUAUGCACCCUCUUCCUCUUAGGUUCUCAAACUUUUCUCUCUUACCGUGGACCUCACCUUUGUAGGAUCACCUUAGAAAAACCUCAUUUUCUUUGGUGGGGGUGAGAGGUUCUACCUUAUUCCUGGUUUCAUCCACAAGACAGCAACAUCUAUGUUGUUUUAGUUUCAGAAUUCGUCAGACUCUCACACCAAAAUUCUGGUACAGCAUGAUUUUUCCAAGAUUUUGUACGAAUCUAAAAGGUAUGGAAUUGGAAACCCUGUACCCUCCUUGUUUUAUGCCAGAUUCAAAUUGGUUCGUGGAAGAGAGCCAAAGCACAGAAUGGAGUAGGGAGGAUAACAAGAAGUUUGAAAGUGCCCUUGCUAUAUAUGACAAGGACACCCCAGAUAGAUGGUUCAAGGUGGCAGCCAUGAUCCCUGGGAAGACUGUGUUGGAUGUGAUCAAGCAAUAUAGGGAACUGGAAGAAGAUGUGAGCGAAAUUGAAGCAGGGCGUGUUCCAAUUCCUGGUUAUCUUGCCUCUUCUUUCACCUUUGAGCUUGUUCACAACCACAACUAUGAUGGAAGCAGAAGAAGACCUGCAGCUGUCAGAGGUUCUGAUCAAGAGAGAAAGAAAGGGGUUCCCUGGACUGAAGAGGAACACAGACGUUUUCUGAUGGGACUUCUCAAGUAUGGUAAAGGGGACUGGAGAAAUAUUUCUCGGAAUUUCGUGGUGACAAAGACUCCCACCCAAGUUGCUAGCCAUGCACAGAAGUACUACAUAAGGCAAAAGGUUUCUGGAGGAAAAGAUAAAAGGAGACCCAGCAUCCAUGAUAUAACCACUGUUAAUCUUACAGAAACUGCUGCAUCGGAUAAGAUAAAGUCUCCGUUCAUGAUUACACCGCAGCAGAAGCUGAAUAGUAUGUCAAAAGUGCAGUUGGACUGGACCAGCCACUGCAAUGAUGGAUCACUCAUGGUUUUCAACCCAAACAGAGACAACUUGUUUGUGUCGUCUUCAUCUGAUAUCAUGGCCCUGAAAAUGCAAGGCCAGGAUCUCUAUGACUGUGCUUUACACGAGGCUUAUGCCAAGGUAAAAGUUCCAGGUUUCGGCAUGGCUCCCAGAGACUUCAAUAAUGAAGCUAUUUUCGGUAUUCAUGCACUGUAGUCACAGACAACCCUGAUGAGAAAAAUUCCACUGCAUUAGAUCAUUGUUCUGUAGGAUUAAUGUAGAUGACCUGAAGCUCGCUACCUACUUAGUUCAUGGUUAUUGAACAUCCUAAAAGAAAAACUGCAAUCUUCUGAAGUUUUCCUCUUUAUCUUUUUAGUCACAGUGAUCGUGUCUAUUUCUUUGGAGACCCAAUCAUAUGAUGUACCAUUCAGGCA